Micropterus dolomieu (smallmouth bass) is the source of this 1077-nucleotide messenger RNA. It is a transcript of the gene morn5, whose product is annotated as MORN repeat containing 5. Lineage: Eukaryota; Metazoa; Chordata; Actinopteri; Centrarchiformes; Centrarchidae. The coding region runs from base 111 to 803 and encodes 230 amino acids. The record is from RefSeq and is a predicted model, not a curated record. The transcript is spliced from 6 exons.
CUUCUAAGGGAAAUAUAAAACGGAAGAAUUUCAGUUUUGUAAACUUAUUUUAAGUUUAAUUUCAAAAUUGUUAUAACGACCAAACUGUGACAAAAGAUGAAUUCUUCUUCAUGCUUUUUAAACCUGUCGCCGUGGAUCUCUGUUGUCGCGUUGCCAUGCAGCACAUGGAGCUCAUCGGUAGCAGUUACAAAGGAGAUACAAAAAAUGGCAGGAUGGAUGGAAAAGGAGAUUACACCUUUCCCACAAAGUCCAAGUAUGUGGGAGAGAUGAAAGAUGGGACGUUUCACGGCAAAGGAGUGCUACACUUUACAAAUGGAAGUAAAUAUGAGGCCACCUGGGAGAACGGCAUAGCUAAACAGGGCUCAUUCACCUUUGCUGAUGGUCUGCAGUAUCAAGAGAGGGACUGGGACUACUGCGAUGGUUACGACAGGCGCUUCUACAGUGAGAGGUGUAAUGGACUCAGACCUGCAGAGCCCCUCCUCCAGCUGAUAAUAAUGACUUGUGUUAGGGAAGAUUUCCGCGCAAAGCAAAACAACUGUUUUGUCCAUACAGGAGAAUCUCAGCUAACUGAUCUGCAUCCGCCACUCGUCAUUCCUGAUGGAUGUUACGAUUGUGGAGAUGGUUUCUAUGACCCAAAUACCAGAGUCGUCAACUCCUACACUGGCAGAUUCCUCAGGAAUGCAGAUGACUCCGAACAUGAGUGGAUUGUGCGGACUUGUCGGAAAUCUUUGGAUGAAGUGCCUGGCGUUGAUCCUAAAAAAUCUGUCGCAACCAGACCUGAAGAAGCCAGCGAUGUGAACUGAUGAAGUUUCACACAAGACUCUUUUUAGCAACGUAUUAGUAUGUGUAGCCUAUUAAAACUAUAGAAAGUGAAUUUGUAAUUGAACUUGUAAUAUGUCUAGAAGCCUAUAAUGAAUGAAAAGAAAAAUGUUAUAUUGUAUAUUAUCAAGUUGUGAUUUAUUGUCCUUUUUUAAUCUUUAGGCCUAAAUAUUUUUAAAGUGAAAGGGUGUGAGAAUUUACAAGCACCACGGUGUAUUUCAUUUGGUUUGAUUAAAUAAACUAGGCUACUUGUUUUGA